Poecilia latipinna (sailfin molly) is the source of this 2306-nucleotide messenger RNA. RefSeq lists its product as uncharacterized. Gene Ontology annotation, biological process: protein ubiquitination; Notch signaling pathway. Bases 234 to 2132 code for a protein of 632 amino acids. The record is from RefSeq and is a predicted model, not a curated record. NCBI's taxonomy places the organism in Eukaryota, Metazoa, Chordata, Actinopteri, Cyprinodontiformes, Poeciliidae. The transcript is spliced from 8 exons.
AUGAAACGUCCAGAACAGAGAUGACAACGAGUCCAGGGUAAAUGCGUCGAGGACUCGGACUUCAGUCUCUUACAUAGUAAGUGCAUUUUGCCAACUGAGUCGCCAGCGGCAGCGCCCCGUCCUGAUUUCAGUAUCUGUUUCUGCUUUCACUUUCAUUUACAAGGAAGUGUCAACGUUUGGAGCGAACAGGUGAAGAUCUGCUUUGUUUUGAAGAAAGGAAGUGGACCAUCGCAAUGUCUACUUUCAUGGAAGAAGAGCUCAUGGACUAUCAGGCUCAGUUAUUUUCACAGGCUGGUAUGGAUCCUCCAACAGAUCGAGAAGAAGUCCUAUUGACUCUGUUGUUGAAGUGGUUGGAUAAGAACAAAAAGAAGACAGAUCUACAAAAAUCCCUCCAGACUCGGUUCAAUAAAUUAAAAACUAAAAUAGACUGCACAGUUCAAGAGGUCUUACCAGAUGGACGAGCUCUGAUUCUGGUUUCACCUCCUCCAGGUCUCAAAGAGCUUCAGAAGCUGAGUGGAAAAACACUUUAUACAAAAGACAAAAAACAAUUAGUCACCAUUCUGUCUGUAAUGCUGGAAAUACCAAAGCAGGAUCCACAAACAGCAGACGAUGCUUCAGUGAAUCCGACUCCUCCAGCGGCUUCAGUAAACACCAAAGAUGCUGAUUUGGAGUCACCAGCUGGACACACUUUAACACAGAACAUGGUCUUCUCUGUCAAGAGUGGUACUCCAUUCACUUCGACAGCAGAAACAGCUCAAAAACGUUGUCUUCUGCCUCUGAAUCACUUCUGGUACAUGAAUCACAUCCACAAGGAAGGAAUUAAACAGAUUGAGAGGAAGAAUAAAAUUAAAAUGGUGGCACAGGUCCAUGUGACAUUUGAAGCUGAGCAGGAAGAUGGAAACCCUCAUGAAGCUCUCAAUGAGUUCAUUGAUCUGUCACAGAGCUGCUCUGCUGAUUCAGGCCAGGCAGUGAUUCCUCUCAAGUUUGUAGAUCCAGAUCAGUGGAGCGACGCGUUAAAAGUCAUCAAGAGAAACAAGGACAAGAUUUUGCUCACCAUGUCAUCAGAAGAAGUUAUUGUUAGUGGUCCAAAGCAAAGCCAAGAUGAAUUCAGUGCCGUCCUGAAUGCAAUGCAGACGACAAACACACCGGCUGAACAGCACAAACCUGCAUCAAAUGGUACAUUACAGAGGAGUAUAAACAUGACCGCCAAAUAUCCAGGACUACCAAUACGUAACUUCAGUAGUGAUCUCCUGGUGAAAAACAUGACAAUCAAAGAUGAUCUUGCUGAUAAAGGUCUGACCAUAGAUAAGGACCAGUGGAAAAGCCUGAAGUCUUCUUAUGAUAACCACCUUGCAGUGAUCAAAGCUAAGUUCAAUGUGGAUUUUAAGGAAUCCAGCAUCAGUGAGGGCAAAGUUAAUGUCCAAUCAUCAUAUAAAGGACAUGGAGGAAACCCAGCAAUGGAGAGCCAUGCUGUCAGAGCUCUGCUGCGUCUGUACCAGAAUAUUAGGGUGUCAACCAGGCACCUUAUGGAGCCCAGUGGCACCAUAAGGUGCCACCCAGUGGCAACAUGGGACAACAAAGAAGACACAUGUCCAAUAUGUUUGUCUGAUUUUACUAAUAAGAAGCAACUGAAGUGUAAACAUGCAUUUUGUAAGGAGUGCCUGCAAAGUGCAGUGAAAUCAUGUGGACCCAUCUGUCCAAUUUGUAAGGAUGUUUUUGGUGUGAUGAAGGGAAACCAACCUGAUGGAACAAUGACUUUUAGUAGAAAUCCUUCAUCUCUACCUGGAUUCCCAAAUUGUGGCCAAAUAUGCAUCACCUAUCACAUUCCAAGUGGAAAACAGACGAAAAAUCAUCCAAAGCCUGGUCAGUACUAUGGAGGAACUACCAGACAUGCAUAUCUUCCUGACAACAAAGAGGGAAAUGAAGUUCUGCUUCUCCUGAAAAAAGCUUUUGAUCAGAAGCUGAUUUUCACUGUUGGGACUUCUAGGACAAGUGGGGCCGAUAACAUGGUGACCUGGAAUGACAUCCACCACAAGACGUCCAUGACAGGAGGACCAGAGUGUUACGGGUAUCCAGAUGAGAAAUACCUGAGCAGAGUCAAGGAGGAGCUGAAGGCCAAAGGCAUUGAGUGAAGUUUUUGUUUUACAUUUAGUGAAACUUUAGUUCAAAAAUCUGACAAAUUGAAUUUCCACAUUUUGUUCCAUCAUGUUAGAUAUUUUAUAAUAAAUGAAACUUAAUGGUUACUUUGAAGUUCACUGAAAGCUGAAGACUUUCUAUCAAAAUAUAACUAAACAAAUCAGUGUUUU